Biomphalaria glabrata is the source of this 4276-nucleotide messenger RNA. Its product is annotated as probable D-lactate dehydrogenase, mitochondrial. Gene Ontology annotation, molecular function: D-lactate dehydrogenase (cytochrome) activity; FAD binding; D-lactate dehydrogenase (NAD+) activity. The transcript has 12 exons. Gene Ontology annotation, cellular component: mitochondrion. Bases 269 to 1744 code for a protein of 491 amino acids. The record is from RefSeq and is a predicted model, not a curated record. NCBI's taxonomy places the organism in Eukaryota, Metazoa, Mollusca, Gastropoda, Planorbidae. Gene Ontology annotation, biological process: lactate catabolic process.
CACAAACGUACAAUAGGCCAGAGGUCAACAAAAAGAUAACAGAACUUUGAAGGAUUGAAGGAAAGUUGAAAUCCGACAGAGUUUGCAAAGUUAGAUCUGGAGUCUAUCUAGAUCUAUAAAAUCUAGAGCUACAUAGGCCUAGAUCUAGAUCUAAAAGCUAGUUUUAGAAUCUAGAUUUAAUAUAGAUCUAGAUCUAGUCGAUAUUUUGCGAGAGAAUCGGAUUAUUCAAUUUCGCCAAACUGCCCAAAUCAAAUCAAAAUCAUUCAAAAUGAUUUCAAGAUGCUUUUUCAGAUAUCUUAAACAAACUUCACUUGCAGACUACGUUGCAUUUCGUAGUUUUUCUAGAAGUCAGCAAACUCCAGCUGCUGUGACCAGUAGCUUCAUAGAUUCCCUAAGAACUGCUGUUGGUGAUAAUAAUGUCUCUACCAGCGAUGCCAUCAGGGAACAGCAUGGACAUGAUGAAUCACAUCAUGAAGUGUACAAACCAGAUGUUGUAGUAUUUGCCGAGUCAGUAGAACAGGUCAGUAAAGUGGCAAAGCUGUGCAAUGAGAAGAAGGUUCCGUUGAUUCCCUUCGGAAGUGGCACUGGAUUGGAAGGAGGAGUUAAUGCCUUGUCGGGGGGUGUAACUCUAGAUGUGACCAAGAUGAAUCAAAUUGUUGAAGUCAAUGCUGAAGACUUUGAUUGUACGGUACAACCAGGCGUUAUGAGAAUUGCUCUCAAUUCAUAUUUACGAGACACUGGACUGUGGUUUCCUAUCGAUCCUGGCGCUGAUGCCUCAAUCUGUGGAAUGUGUGCUACCAGUGCUUCAGGCACUAAUGCAGUCAGAUAUGGUACCAUGCGUGAGAAUGUUUUAAAUCUCCAAGUCGUUCUCCCUGAUGGGAGAGUCAUACAUACGGCUGGCAAAGGCAAGAGAUGCAGGAAAACUUCUGCAGGUUAUAAUCUAACCAAUUUAUUUGUAGGCUCAGAAGGCACUCUGGGUAUCAUCACACAGGCUACCAUUAAACUCUAUGGACUUCCAGAGAAAACAAUAGCAGCCGUCUGUCAUUUUAAAACAGUACAGGAAGCAGUGGAUACAGUGGUGCAAAUUAUGCAAUCUGGUAUAACAAUGGCUAAACUGGAAUUCCUGGAUGAUAAGGCCAUUGAAGCUUUCAAUAAAUUCAGUAAAUACAACAUGCCUGUGGCACAGUCUCUAUUCUUGGAGUUUCAUGGACCUGCUCUGGGGCUUGAGGAUCAGUUCAAUACUGUUAAGGAUCUGAUUGAACUGAAUGGAGGCUUAGGUCUACAAAUGGCUACUGAUGAAGAUGAAAGAAAAAGAUUAUGGAAAGCAAGGCAUGAAAUGCUAUGGGCCUGCACCGCACUCAUUCCUGGGUCAAAACCUUACUCCACUGAUAUAUGUGUUCCUAUAUCCCACCUACCGGAAGUUAUUAUCAAAACUAAGCAGUGGAUUGAUGAAGCCAAAGUAUUAGCUCCUGUCCUUGGUCAUGUUGGAGAUGGCAAUUUUCAUGUAAUAUUACCAAUGACCUUGGAUACUGGCCAGAAUGAAAUAAUGAAGGCCUUAGCCUUGCAGAUAGCCCUCCUGGCAAUGGAUCUCAAUGGAACAUGUACAGGAGAACAUGGUAUUGGAAUGGGAAAAUGUCAUUUACUGGAGAAAGAGAUUGGCCCUGUGGGCAUUCAAGUGUUAAAGGAUGUCAAGAAAUGUUUUGAUCCUAAUGGAAUCAUGAACCCUGGGAAGAUUAUCUCUUAAUGUAAUGCCUGGUCUGAAGUGGCAUUUGGUUUUUGUCUAGCAGCUUUCAAAACUCUAUUAAAAUGAGGUUCUGUUUUGCCUCUCAACAUUGUAAUGCUUAAGGAUUCUUAAGAAUCCCACAGAAUGUCUUUUGAUGUCAAAUUUUAUUAAAGUGUCUCUUUUUGACAGGGUAUAAUUGGGACAAUUGGUUCUUUAAUUCUAAGCCAGCAAUUGCAAGUUUGUUUCAACAAAAUAUUAAUUUUGAUGAUUUUUACUCAAUUUUGUAUCAAGAAUUAUUUUUUUUGUGCCAUUUGUAUAUUUUGUGUGGAAUUACUUUUAAGUAUAAACAGCUUGUUAGUACAUUAACACUUGACUCUGUUAGGAAAACUGUUUUCCAAUAUUUACAGUAGAAAGACAAGCUAUUUAGGCAUGUAUUUUAUAUUAAUGGUCUAUGCAUAAUAUUAUUUUUUACAUAUCUUUACUAUAUUCGGGUGUUUUUUUUUAUGAUGGCAGUUAUACUAUGCAUAUUUUGUUUUUACAGUUUGAUAUUUAUAACUUGAUAUUUUUAAUAAUUAAUUCAAAUCAGGAAUAUGAAAAUUAGCAGCUCAAUGUUAUCAUUUUUUUGUUACUUCUGUUGUAAUGCUCAGAGCUUUAAACAUCGAACUUGUUUGACCUUGUUUAUGAUUUUAUUUUGAAAUGUCGCCUCGUUCUAAUCAAGAAGAGAAAGUAGGAAAAUAGCAGAGACUUUGUUUUAAACUUCAACAUCAUCUAAAUGCUGUCAAAUAGUCUAUUCUCAGCCAAGAGAGAUCUGAUUGGGUAAAGAAUGGCAAGAGAUUCUAAUAUGUUUACUUGUUUUACAAGGAUGUGAGAGAGUUCAAGUAUGUUAUAGGAGUCCAUGUUAAUGUACUGAGGUCAAAUGUGAGAGUUCAAGUAUGUUAUAGGAGUCCAUGUUAAUGCACUGAGGUCAAAUGUGAGAGUUCAAGUAUGUUAUAGGAGUCCAUGUUAAUGUAACUGAGGUCAAAUGUGAGAGUUCAAGUAUGCUAUAGGAGUCCAUGUUAAUGCACUGAGGUCAAAUGUGAGAGUUCAAGUAUGUUAUAGGAGUCCAUGUUAAUGCACUGAGGUCAAAUGUGAGAGUUCAAGUAUGUUAUAGGAGUCCAUGUUAAUGCACUGAGGUCAAAUGUGAGAGUUCAAGUAUGUUAUAGGAGUCCAUGUUAAUGAACUGAGGUCAAAUGUGAGAGUUCAAGUAUGUUAUAGGAGUCCAUGUUAAUGUAACUGAGGUCAAAUGUGAGAGUUAUAGGAGUCCAUGUUAAUGUAACUGAGGUCAAAUGUGAGAGUUAUAGGAGUCCAUGUUAAUGUAACUGAGGUCAAAUGUGAGAGUUAUAGGAGUCCAUGUUAAUGUAACUGAGGUCAAAUGUGAGAGUUAUAGGAGUCCAUGUUAAUGUAACUGAGGUCAAAUGUGAGAGUUAUAGGAGUCCAUGUUAAUGUAACUGAGGUCAAAUGUGAGAGUUAUAGGAGUCCAUGUUAAUGUAACUGAGGUCAAAUGUGAGAGUUAUAGGAGUCCAUGUUAAUGUAACUGAGGUCAAAUGUGAGAGUUAUAGGAGUCCAUGUUAAUGUAACUGAGGUCAGAUGUAGUAUAUAACAAAUCCUAUUCAUCUUUAUUGACGUGGAAAAAACACAAAGCUGUCUGUUGAAAGUGACAGCUGUUCCGAGUAGUUCUAAGUAUUGUAUUGUGAAUGUUAUUGAACUCUACCUUGCCAUGUUUAUCGUCAAGUAAUGCUGUGCGAGAAUCUUCCAGAAUCUAUGCAGAACUCCAUUAUCUUACAUCAGCUUUGUGGAAUCAUAACUCACCAUUUUUUUGGUUAGUUAUAGAGUAACUUUUUUUUUUCGUUGACAUGUGCUAACAAUCUUUGCCUAAAAGAAAGUCAGCUUAGCUCAGCCUCUGGGACAGUAUACAAAAAAGUUUGCCUGCUUGUAUUCCUGCACAUAAUUAAAUAAUUUCAGGCUCAGGGUGUUGGUAUCUAUUAAUCUUGUGACGUAACAAAUAUGAUUGUGGAAAAUUAAUAAUAAUAAAUUGAGAUCAGGUACUAAUAAAUGGUUGUGAAGGCAAAUAUAUUCUGUCUUUUCAAAGUCUAAUAAAUGAAUUGUAUUUUUACACAUUUAGUAUGUACCUAUGUUUAUGUACAUUACAAGUAUCCAUAUAUGUUAUCACAUAUACUCUGAUUUUCCUUUAAUUAUACCAAAUAAAAAGUUGAAUUACUUUGCACACAUUUUUGGGGUGAAAAAGUAAGUUGGAUUAUAAUAUAGCACUGAUAUCAUGUGUUUAUAUUUAUUACUAUUUAUAUUACUAUUUAUGUAAUAUUCUUUAUGGCUAAAAUUGUUAUGUGAUAUUGUUUUUAUCGAGCUUGAAAAAAAAGUAACAUAUAAAAUUUGUUUGAAUGUGAUGCUCAAAUUAUUCAAAUUACCUCCCAUGCUGUAUCACUUUGUGUGCAGGUUUGAGAUUAUAUAACCAGUUUUUAUUUCCAUUUGGUUUCAUAAUAAAUAGUAUUUGAAAUA